AGCGCCGCCCGAGCGUGGUGACGUCGUGCGGGGGCGGAAAGUUUGGGAGAAGAGCGCGGGAGUUGAGAAGGGUCGGCUACAUCCGGGAAAGGCCUUGAGAUUGCCGUUCCGCCGCCAGUUGCUCCUUGGGAAUCUGGGGCAGCUCCCCAAGAGUUUCCAGUACCGCCUGCUACCUCGGAGUGCCUCUCUGCCUCCCCGGUGCCCAGGUUCCUGGUUUCAGAGAAGAUGACAGAGGAACUGGACCCCACAGCACAGGACUCUGAUGGGGGUAGUGAAGAGGUGGUCCUGACUCCUGCAGAGCUCAUUGAAAGCCUGGAGCAGGCCUGGAUGAAUGAAAAGUUUGCCCCUGAGCUGCUGGAAAGCAAGUCUGAAAUUGUAGAAUGUGUCAUGGAACAGCUAGACCACAUGGAAGACAAUCUCAGGAGAGCCAAGAAAGGGGACCUGAAGGUCAGUAUCCAUCGAAUGGAGAUGGAGAGGAUCCGCUAUGUCCUUAGCAGCUACUUGCGAUGUCGGCUCAUGAAGAUAGAGAAGUUUUUCCCUCAUAUCCUCGAAAAGGAGAAAACAGCCCACGAAGGGGAGCUAUCUAACCUUUCUCCAGAGGAGCUGGUCUUUGCCAAACAGUACAUGGCUAACACAGAGACGUACCUCAAGAAUGUUGCCUUAAAGCAUAUGCCUCCUAACUUACAGAUGGUGGACCUCUUGAGGUCAGUUCCCAAACCAGAUCUAGAUUCAUACGUGUUUCUGAGAGUAAAAGAACGACAGGAAAACAUACUGGUAGAACCAGAAACAGACGAGCAGAGGGACUAUGUGAUUGACUUGGAGGAAGGCUCACAGCACUUGAUCCGUUAUAAAACCAUUGCACCUCUGGUGGCUUCUGGAGCUGUUCAGUUGAUUUAAAAUCAAAAAUAAAUAAACAAGAAUGAUGGGCUGGAACCUUAAAGGAAAUAUUUAGAAACUUCUUCCCACUUUGUCUCUCAGGACAGCAGAUCUCCUCCGCAGUGCUGUGGAUCCCUUGGGCAUUGAGAAGGAGCUCAAGGACCUACCUGGCCACACAACCUGACUGCUGUUUUAGCCACAGUCAGUAGAUGGAGCCAUCGCUCUGCUGAUUCCACAUGCUGGGCAGGGACCUGGAGAUUCUCCCUUUAUGCGCCUGUUCCAACAGAAGAUAAAAUAUCUUCUAGGGUAUCUCACUGGACUGUGUGAAGUAACCUUCUGAAACCUCUCAUAUUGGACUUAUAAUAGUUUCUGUCCUGGCUAACUGAGAAUCACAACUAAACCAAUAAACCAUUAUUAAGUUUCUGUUUUGUGGCAGAAGGAGCCUCGGGGCAGUUCUCAUUUUGUAGCCUAAUGAAGGAUGUUCUCCCUGCUGCUAAGCUGCAGCCCUUCCCUGAAUCUCAGGCAGCUUGGCCAAGCCACCCUCCAGGCCAUCUGGCCAUUCUUGGCCAGGAAUGUUAACAGCAACAUUAACUAUCCUAUCUUGUGACCUCAGCAGCGUUUCUGUUUUUAGCUCUACUUUCUCAAGGGAAGUGGAUGAAAUUAAACUAAUAUGAGGGGUAUCACAGGGAUACCUGAAGGGAGGAUGUAGAGACAGUGAAUGAAUCGUCUUUUCCUUAAAACGUGAGAAAAAGGAACCUGCAUUCCAGUCCUUUCUUGCUGACGAGAAAGCAGCAGAUUUUCGUUUAUAUGAUGUAGGCUUUUAGAGUAAUCGAUGUAAUAUGGUUAUCAUUUCCAAGAGAAAUCACAAAGUGGAAGCAAGGAAGGUUUUAUUCAUUAAUAAAAACAUUUUCUAUUUCA
Molecule: messenger RNA, 1794 nt
Organism: Leopardus geoffroyi (Geoffroy's cat)
Lineage: Eukaryota; Metazoa; Chordata; Mammalia; Carnivora; Felidae
Gene: GINS4
Product: GINS complex subunit 4
Exons: 8
Coding region: 226-897 (223 amino acids)
Biological process (GO): double-strand break repair via break-induced replication; DNA-templated DNA replication
Cellular component (GO): GINS complex
Source: RefSeq, a predicted model, not a curated record